GUGAUAUCAUACAUAGUUUCCAUAGGUUUGAUCGUUAUCUGAUCUAGAUCACUUUUGAAGAGAUCGCACUGGUGAACAACCUAGGUGGUUUCACAGUAUCACCAAACGCCGCCGAGCCACAUGGACAGACUACCCGCGGAGCUUCAUAUAGCGAUCUGUCGAGAUUUAUCGUCGGAUGACAUGGCGUCUUUGGCGCUAUGCUCCCAUAGCCAUAACGCACUCGUUCGACCCCUUCUCUACGAGCACAUUAGAGUGUGGGAUCGAGGAACGAUCCCACGAUACAAGGACCGAUGCCUAGGGUGGAAAUACGAGCAUAGUCGUCUCUUCGCUUUAGUGACUACGAUCGUGUCAAGGCCGUCAUUCUUCGGCCCCUUCGUAAAGUCCAUCAAGGUUGUCCACACCGAAUUCUUGUCUGAGUCUGACCUUGGACAAAUCGCUCUCUGCUUCCAAGCCAUGACCAACCUCCGCUCCCUGUGGGUUAUCUCCUAUAUUUCGGGCCCCGCGUUCACGUCGUUCAUAUCGCAUGUCUGCUCCGGUGCGGUCUCACCUUCAUUGGUGGAAUUCCAAUGUAGUCCCACGCCAACUGCUCCCUUCCUCUUCGAGUUCGUGCGCUCUCAUCCGAAUCUUUCCGUGUUGCGCCUCAGCGUUGACGAUCAAAAUGGCCAAAAUAAAUCUCAACCCCGAUUCGAGUCUAUUUCUCCGCAAGCUCGGCUGCCACAUCUCACGACCCUCGAGUUGACAGUCGGUUCUGGUGGGCUCGCCUUUGCCACCGAGCUGCUCAGAGUGUCUGCCCUUGUCGAGCGGCUUUCGAUUACCUACUCUCGUUCUUUGCCGAAGCUACUGACCGAUCUGGUCCUGAUCCAUCUCGAAUCCUUCGACGGCUGCAGCAGACUCAACCACCUCAUCAUCGAAGGCACGCCGCAUCAUUGCUCUCAGUCCUUCUCCUGGAUCAUUUCCAGCAUCCUGCCUAAAAUCCCGAACCUUCGUAUUCUCGAGCUCCGCCAAGCUCGAUACAAAAACCAUACGACUAGUUCCGGGAACCCACAACAAGUCAUCCGCAUUGACUCCUUGCUGCCCGGGCAGUCAGACGUUAUCUCGGCAUUCCCGACGAAAUUGGAGACGCUGAGGUGGCUCGGUGCAGACGCAUUCUUUCCUACGGUCCGAAGCGAUCUUUCGCCACACGGAACAUCGAACGUCAAUGCGCUCCUCGAGCUCUUUCCGUCGUUGAAGGUGGUGAAGUAUCGCGAGAGGGGGUAUAUGUUCAUUUUUAGGAGGUCAGAGGGCGGUGUGGUCGUGCGUCAGGCCGUGAGGAGCACCGUUCCCCUUGACAUGGAUCGCUUUCCAUGGAGCUAG
Molecule: messenger RNA, 1353 nt
Organism: Stereum hirsutum FP-91666 SS1
Lineage: Eukaryota; Fungi; Basidiomycota; Agaricomycetes; Russulales; Stereaceae
Exons: 2
Coding region: 121-1353 (410 amino acids)
Source: RefSeq, a predicted model, not a curated record